This is a messenger RNA of Hansenula ciferrii, 1074 nucleotides long. It is a transcript of the gene SHY1, whose product is annotated as cytochrome oxidase assembly protein SHY1. Gene Ontology annotation, cellular component: membrane; mitochondrion. The transcript has a single exon. The record is from RefSeq and is a predicted model, not a curated record. NCBI's taxonomy places the organism in Eukaryota, Fungi, Ascomycota, Saccharomycetes, Phaffomycetales, Wickerhamomycetaceae. Gene Ontology annotation, biological process: mitochondrial respiratory chain complex IV assembly. Bases 1 to 1074 code for a protein of 357 amino acids.
AUGUUUUCAAAGAUCAUGAUGAGACCUCUUGGUGCUCGUUUGAUACGGCCUCAGGCUUUUGCGCGCGCUAAUGCGUUACAAUCUCAUCAAAUCAUGGCACAAAGAUUCCAGAUUCGUACCAAGGUUUAUUCAUCAUUUGAUUGGAAUCCUGUUAAAUCAAAAGAAGAGAAACCAAAACCAUCAAUUUUCCGUUCAUUUUUAUUUAUUUUGUUAUUAGCUAUGCCUGUUGUAUCUUUUUAUCUGGGGACAUGGCAAUUAAGAAGAUUGAAAUGGAAGAAUAAUUUAAUUGCAACAAGUGAAGAUAGAUUAACUUAUGAACCAAUUCCAUUACCAAAACAUGUUGAACCUCAAGAUGUUGAAGAUUUACAAUAUAGAAAAUAUUAUGUUACUGGUCAUUAUGAUCAUUCUAGAGAAGUUUUCGUUGGCCCAAAAGUUAAAUUUGGUGAAAAAGGUUAUUCAGUUUUCACACCUUUUAUAAGAAGUGAUGGUGGUGAUACUAUAUUAAUUGAACGUGGAUUUGUUAAAGAUGAUAAAAUCUUACCACCAAGAAGAAAAUUACAACAUUUAUCACUUCCAAUGCAUGAGGUUCGUGUUGAAUUAAUUUUGAAAAAAACUGCAGAAGAUAGAUCUGCAUUACUUUAUGAUAAAUUAGAUGAAGAAUCAAGAGUUUGGCAUGUUAUUAACGUUGAUGAAAUGACUGAAGCUACAGGAUGUGCACCAAUACAUGCUCAAGCUUUAAUAGAUUUAAAAGAUCAUCCAAUUGAAACCAUAACAGUUAAAGAAUCAAAACCUUGGUGGAAAAUAUGGCGUAAAGCUCAUACUCAUGAAGAAACAAUCUUAAAAUCAUUACCUUAUAAUCAUUUACAAGAGUUUACUCAAUGGCAAUUAAUAAAUGCUGGUGUUCCAGUUGGUCGUCCUGCAAGUAUUGAUUUAAGAAAUAAUCAUUUACAAUAUUUAGUCACUUGGUAUGGGUUAAGUUUUGCAAGUUCAAUCGCAUUAUUUGUAAUGUUUAAAAAGAAACCAAAAGUGGAUCCUACUAAAGCUAAAUUGGAACAUGCAAAGAGAUUUCAAUGA